This is a messenger RNA of Dendronephthya gigantea, 2128 nucleotides long. RefSeq names its product hemicentin-1-like. NCBI's taxonomy places the organism in Eukaryota, Metazoa, Cnidaria, Anthozoa, Malacalcyonacea, Nephtheidae. The transcript is spliced from 9 exons. The record is from RefSeq and is a predicted model, not a curated record. Gene Ontology annotation, biological process: signal transduction. Bases 1 to 1938 code for a protein of 645 amino acids.
AUGAUUAUCAUGAGACACAGAAUCAUGUUUCGACGUUAUGUUCUUAGCAUUUCUAUACUUAUUCUCCUGUAUAUGAUGCCAAUAUCUUUAACACACGGAUUUGAAUGUUCCACGAAUUGUACGUUGAAAGAUGGGAAGCGUACUGUGGGUGAUGAAAACACAGGUAAAGAUCCUCCCAGAAUGAGGUUCAAAACCAUCAGCACAAGUGUCACUUUAAUGGCGUCAAUAGGCUUGAACUGCCGAGUGUGCCAAAGCAAUCCAGCCUCGACGAUAGAGUGGUUUUUCAAUGGUAAACCGCUCGAAUUCAAAGGACAGAGGAUGCAUGUAACCUCGACCCCGUGUCAGGAAACGCUGUUCCUGUUGGUAAUAUUGGGCGAAGACGAAGGAAAUUAUACUUGCGUUGCAAGAAAUAAAUUUGGUGAAACAAAUUCAACCACAGAAGUGAAAAUCAUCGACAACGGUUGUUCCAAUGAGUGUAAACUGGCUAGUGAUGGAAGACGUAAAGUUGGCAGUAAACCUAUUGGUCCACCAAGUAUGAAAUUCGAGCGGUCCCAGAAAUUAGCGAUGGUCAACUCCAUGGUGGAGAUCACAUGCGCUCUCUGUGAAAGCAAUCCACCAUCCACUCUGACAUGGUUCUACAAUGGUACUCGACUUGAUUUAAACCGUCGUGAUGUACAAGUUAUUCCUAGUUGUAGCAAAGAAUCGCUGUAUUUCCGAGUCUUGAAAAAUAAUGGAGGAACCUACACUUGCGUGGCUAAAAAUGCCUUGGGAGAGGCUCGUUCAACGACUGAAAUUUCGUCUUUAGAUUCCAGCGAACCGAUGAGAAGUAUUGCCAUUGGCCUGGAAGGCAAGUCAGGAACCAUUCACGGAAAGUUUGUAAAAAUGGGUUCACCUCUCAAUAUUACCUGCACUGUUCACCAUACUCCUUGUGGUGACCAGAGUCGUUGGCUGUGGAAAAGAAAUGACAAAAUAAUCACAAGAAACAACACUGAGUAUGUACAAGAAAACGGACGAUGCGGGUCAAGGUUGAUUCUAAAUGAAAUGAUGAAGAAUGUCGAUGGUGAUUACCAGUGUUCCUUAGGACAUAGCAAGAAUACAAUUUCACUAACCAAAGUUCCUUGCUUCCAAGGUUUCUACUGUCCAUCUUCCUCUCAUAAAGCUUUACGUUGUCCAAACGGUACCUUCAGCUUGCACCAGAAUGCUACAGACCUCAAACAGUGUGAUCCUUGUCCCACUGAUGGACGAAACGAAACAUUGAGUGCUCUAAAGGACAAAAAGCCUGGAUUAGUUGAGAUUUUUAAAGAAAACUGUCCACAUUUGUCCCAUACGAAAACGUUGAAUACAGAUUCUGGGUUAUCGCAAGGAAAAAUUGUAGCCAUUGCAUUGUGUUUGACAGGAAUUGCUGUAGUGUUCCUGCUAAUAAUCUUCUACCUCAUGCGAAAAUAUCGUCCAUACAAGAGAAUCGCUCGAGCUCCGUUGGCAGAUGUACAAAUAGAAAUUCCGGAUGUCCCUCAAUCAAAAGACGUAUUUGUUUGCUACAGCUCGAAGAACCAAGAAUGGGUUCACGGUACGCUUCUCUCGAAUCUACGAGCACAAAACUUUGAAACCUUCAUCGAUUUUAUAGACUUUGAAAUAGGUCUUCCGAUCCAUCAAAACAUUGUUAACGGAAUCUAUGGUAGUAGAAAAACGAUAUUUGUACUAUCUAAAGACUCUUUGAAAAGUUAUUAUGCACGUACAGAGCUUGGCCAGGCUCUCGCGGCAAGCUGCAGGACUGGACAUCAGGUGAUUGUCAUUUUAUAUGAGAAAUGUAAGGUUCCUGAUGAAAUUUCAGACAUCGUUUACCUUGACUGGACGGAUGAAGAAAAGAGAGAUCAUUUCUGGCAAAAGUUGUACGAUGCCAUAAGGACACCGCUGGCAAAUGAGCUGGAGACCUUAUAGAAGAGAAAACAAAUCCACGGGUCACGCAUAUAGAUGAUAGAAUAUACCAGGAAACCUAACUUGGACACGUUUCCAGUAGUUUAAUACUGGGAUUUUACAGCUUGAAAUAUAUAACUAAAUGAUUCUUUUUUAAUAACAUGAUUCCAGAAUAUGAAGACUUUUACUGUAAAACGACUUUGAUUUGCUGCAG